Molecule: messenger RNA, 1693 nt
Organism: Oldenlandia corymbosa var. corymbosa
Lineage: Eukaryota; Viridiplantae; Streptophyta; Magnoliopsida; Gentianales; Rubiaceae
Source: the annotation of a GenBank genome assembly
CAUUUCUUCUAGGGCCUCUUGCUUGUCAGGGUCAAGAAGAGGGUUUGCCAUUUCUCUCCAAUUAAUUCUGAUAUGGUUGAAACUCUCCAAAACUCAACUAAUUUCUAAGAGGGCCUGGCCUUAGAAGACCGUUGAUUGAACUUUUUCAUGCCAAGUCUUCUGUCUCCCUUUCCCCUAGCUAAAAGAGCAAUAUCCACAGCAUCAUUACCAAGUCAGUUAACCGCCUUAAUUUGUCUCUUAAAAUCUCUUCCGCAAUUCCAUUAAACCCGAAUUCAUUUUUCCUUAAUCUUCUUUUGGGGUGAAAGAAGAGGUGAACUGAUAUUGCAUAAUGGAUGGUUUGAGUUCAAGUUCAAGCAAUUAUGGCACGGUCGAAGAGAAAGAACAUAAUGAGAACAAAACUUCAGUAGUAAGGCGUUAUGUGAGAUCCAAGUUGCCACGACUCCGAUGGACACCCGAUCUUCAUCGUCGAUUCAUUCAUGCGGUGCAAACACUAGGUGGUCAAGACAGAGCAACACCGAAAUUAGUUCUACAAUUGAUGAAUGUUAAAGAGCUUAAAAUUGCUCAUGUCAAGAGUCAUUUGCAGAUGUACAGGAGCAAGGCAAUUAAUUAUCAUAGUCAAGUGACCGUUGAUGAUUGUAUGCAUAUUUUGGAAGGUGGAGACCACUAUCUUUACAACUUGAAGCAGCUUGCCAUGCUAUCGGCCUUGAACUCGAACCAGAAGUCCACCUUAAGGGAUUCUUCUUGCAGUGAAGAUUUGAUGCCAGUGCCACCACAGUCUGCAACGAGACAGAGAACAAUCAACAAGUCAAGUCCAAGAUUCUAUGGUACAUUUCCGGGGAUCAGGACUACCUCUGUCUCGAAGAUUAGGAGUAGCCACAACACUAAUAACCUUAAAUGGUCUUCUGGGCUGCUGAUGAUUUCCACCAAUUACCAACAAUCAUCAUCAUCCUCCUCAUCAUGUCAAACCAAUAGUAACACGUUACAACGUAGUGACGUACGUCGUGAUCAUCAUCGGUUCAUCGAAUCCUCAGAACAUAUGCACCCAUCAAUUGCCGGCGUUAAGAGGAAACCAGCAGCUGAGAUUGAUGAUUGCAACAUCCAGCUGAGACUAUCACUUGGUACAGAAUUUUGUGUUGGUGAUGAAGGCGAUUUAUCGCUGUCGUUGUGCUCAUCCUCUUUCUUAUCCAACCAGCGAAAGAAAUUGGCAAGCGCUACCAGUAUUAUCACUAGUAGUGGUAGUAGUAAGAAUGGAAUUAGUGAGGUAAGUACUCUGGAUCUCACUCUGUGAAUGAAUUAAUUGACCAGCUCAAUUUACCUAUUCUAAGUGAGAUCUUGAUUUGGUACUUGCUUCUUGUACGUAGGAUUAAUAUACAGAAUCAUAUUUGUCUAAUGAACCUAGCUAGCUAGCUAUUUGGUCCUUAUAUGGACAUGAUCUUAACAUACUGAUUAUUUACAUUGCAAAAACAAAUUUUACAUAUCGUGCAUUUGUGAAUUUUUUUUCCCAAUUCUUCAAGAUAAUAGCAGUAAACUACAAAAGGAGAUAAAUACUUAUUUUAUAGUCAAAUAUAAAUAGCUAUAGGAAUUCUCAUAUGCCUACCAGUUACUCCCUCCAUUCCAAAAUAAGUGUCGUUUUAGCAAAAUGGAGAAAUUCCAAAAUAAGUGUCGUUUUCACAUUUCAAUGCACUUUUUGUCA